Messenger RNA from Zonotrichia leucophrys gambelii, 2759 nucleotides. RefSeq names its product oxytocin receptor (gene OXTR). Gene Ontology annotation, molecular function: oxytocin receptor activity; vasopressin receptor activity; peptide binding. The coding region runs from base 330 to 1502 and encodes 390 amino acids. Gene Ontology annotation, cellular component: plasma membrane. The transcript is spliced from 2 exons. Gene Ontology annotation, biological process: maternal process involved in parturition; regulation of systemic arterial blood pressure by vasopressin; positive regulation of vasoconstriction. Lineage: Eukaryota; Metazoa; Chordata; Aves; Passeriformes; Passerellidae. The record is from RefSeq and is a predicted model, not a curated record.
UCGGCCGGCCCCUGCGCCGGGGCUGGAGCGGGGCAGCCGCCCGCGGAGACGCCGAGGGACCGGCCAGGGGACAGCGAGGAGCCGCCCGCCGGGACACGGGGACACGGGCGGGCGGGCAGAGAGAGCGGCACGGCGGGGAGGGGACGGCGGGGCACACGGAGCGGGGCACACGGAGAGCAGCCGUGGAGCACUGAGAACCGGGGAGGCGCGGAGAGAGCGGCGGGGACAGCCGGCUACCGCACAGGAACGCAUCGCUAGGAGCUCUGCCCGCUCUCUGCCCGCUCUCUGUCCUCACCCUGCCCCAGGCUCGAUGCGGGCCGGCGCUGGCCAUGGAGAAGCUGUACCUGGCGGGGAGCAGCACCUGGAUCAUCAACAGCUCCCUGGGGAACGGCAGCCUCCGGCUGGAGAACCUGAGCGCCGGCAGGAACAGCACCGCCGACCCCCUGAAGAGGAACGAGGACAUGGCCAAGGUGGAGGUGACGGUCCUGUGCCUCAUCCUGUUCCUCGCCCUGACCGGCAACCUGUGCGUGCUCCUGGCCAUCCACACCACCCGCCACAAGCACUCCCGCAUGUACUUCUUCAUGAAGCACCUGAGCAUCGCUGACCUGGUCGUGGCCAUCUUCCAGGUGCUGCCCCAGCUCAUCUGGGACAUCACCUUCAGGUUCUACGGGCCAGACUUCCUGUGCCGCUUGAUCAAGUACCUGCAGGUGGUGGGAAUGUUCGCCUCCACCUACAUGCUGCUGCUGAUGUCCCUGGACCGCUGCUUGGCCAUCUGUCAGCCGCUGAGGUCCCUGCACAGGAGGGCUGACCGGGUCUCUGUCCUCCUCACCUGGCUGCUGUGCCUGCUGGUCAGCAUCCCUCAGAUCCACAUAUUUUCUCUAAGGGAUGUGGGGAACGGGGUUUAUGACUGUUGGGCAGAUUUCAUCCAGCCCUGGGGACCGAAAGCCUACGUUACCUGGAUCACCCUCAUGGUCUAUAUCAUCCCUGUGUUGAUGCUGAGCAUCUGCUACGGCUUAAUCAGCUUCAAAAUCUGGCAGAACGUGAAGCUGAAGACGGCUCACGGGCCCAGCGUGGGUCUGGGCUCAGGCUCCCGCGGUGGGGUGGUGUUUGCCAGGGUCAGCAGCACCAGGCUCAUCUCGAAAGCCAAGAUCCGGACAGUCAAAAUGACCUUUAUCAUCGUGCUGGCCUUCAUCGUGUGCUGGACUCCCUUCUUCUUCGUGCAGAUGUGGUCUGUGUGGGACAGCAACGCCCCGCAGGAAGCGUCCCCGUUCAUCAUCGCCAUGCUCCUGGCCAGCCUCAACAGCUGCUGCAACCCCUGGAUCUACAUGCUCUACACCGGGCACCUCUUCCACGACCUGAUGCGCCGCUUCCUCUGCUGCUCCACGCGCUACCUGAAGUCGCGGCCGGCCUGCGAGCUGAGCAAGAGGAGCAACUCCUCGUCCUUCGUCCUCAGCUGCAGGGCCACGAGCCAGAGGAGCUUCGUGCAGCCGCCCACGACGUGAGGCCGCGGCCAGCCGGACCUUGUGCCUCUGCUGCGCUGCUCCGGUGCUUCCCUGGGGAGGCCGGGCCGGACAGAGGGGUCUGUACACAGGUGUAUAUAUGGUGUAAGCAUGUACAGAGGCCUUAUUUAACCGAGACGGGAGUGGGCGAGGAGUUCUGCGUCCAGCUUUCGGUGCUGCCUGGGAUUAGACAGCAGGAACCCGUUCCUGAGCCCCAAACCCUGACUUCGGUGGCUUGUGGAUGCCACCAGGAGGGACAAAGGACGCGGUGCAGCUGGGGCAGGUGCGAUGGAAGCACAGGGAGAUAGAUGGGUGGUGUCACCCCUGGUACGUGGCUGGGCACUGUCCCACUCUGCCUGCAGCAGGAUCCCGCUCCGCGCUGUCAGCACAGGAGCCCUCGCUUCACUUGCAGCCUGUGGGGCAGAGGCAGCCCCGUCUCUGCAGCCCUGCAGCUCUGCACCAUGCCAGGCCUGCAGCCCUGCACCAUGCCAGCCUGCACCAGGCCUGCCCUGCAGCUCUGAACCAUGCUAGCCUGUACCAUGCCAGCCCUGCAGCAUGCCAGCCCUGCUCCCCCUGCCUGGGGCACAGACAAGGGCAUUCCUGAUGUCAGCAGGGACCAGCCUCAAAGGGACAGUGCUGUGGCCUGGCUGUCCCCAGCCCAGCUCUGUGCCCUGUACCCAGUGAGGCUGGGCAGGAGCCUGGGGCACGGCUGGGGCCAGGAUGCGGGCAGUGACCCUGGCAGAGGGUGCCCAGCAGCUCCCGCUCGGGGCUGUGCAGGCUCUGGGCACUGACCCUGGCAGAGGGUGCCCAGCAGCUCCCGCUCGGGGCUGUGCGGGGUCUGGCAGACCCUGGCUGCCACAGGGACGCUCCUGCCGUGUCCCCGAGCCAGGCUCGGCCCUGGCUCACUGCAGGUCCCAACAAGCCUCUCACCGCUCCGUGCCAUUCGCUCGCUCCGUGGCACAGGGCACGCUCACGGCAUGGAUUUUUAUUGUAAACAAAUACUGUAAAUAAAGUUUUCUGACUGCGGCUGGUGGAAGGCGGGAGGGAGGUGCGAGGGGAGCUGGGCUGAGGGAUUGCAGGGGAUGGAUGGAAAGCACCGAGAGCCCGCAGCCAGCCGUGCCCGCAGCCAGCCGUGCCCGCAGCCAGCUGUGCCCGCAGCCAGCUGUGCCCUGCCCGCAGCAGGACCUGCCCCCAGCGGCACACAGCUGGCUGCGACACCGGCACUGCACGGGACACAGCCGGGGCUCUCAAAGGGCGAUG